Messenger RNA from Thunnus maccoyii (southern bluefin tuna), 2156 nucleotides. It is a transcript of the gene mettl16, whose product is annotated as methyltransferase 16, N6-methyladenosin. The transcript is spliced from 10 exons. Lineage: Eukaryota; Metazoa; Chordata; Actinopteri; Scombriformes; Scombridae. Gene Ontology annotation, biological process: rRNA base methylation. Bases 202 to 1845 code for a protein of 547 amino acids. Gene Ontology annotation, cellular component: nucleus. Gene Ontology annotation, molecular function: 23S rRNA (adenine(1618)-N(6))-methyltransferase activity. The record is from RefSeq and is a predicted model, not a curated record.
AUUGACGCAGAGUCGUGACGUUUCAGGCACACAGGAAGAUAGUUGCCCGAAAGUAAAAACGUUUGGACAACGUGAGUCGUGUGUGUAACUUUUUUUCUUACACAGUGGUUGAGUCCAAUAAAGUCUUAACGCCACUCUGAAAACAUAAACAAUAAGCUUCACCACUGCAAGAAAAGCUUCAGAAAAGGGAAGGCUCGGAUCAUGGCUCUGAACAAGUCCAUGCACCCCCGGAACCGCUACAAAGACAAACCCCCAGACUUUGCUCACCUGGCGGCCAAAUAUCCAGACUUCCAGCAGCACGUACACACCAGCCUCACCGGGCGACCAGUUGUGAACUUCAAAGAGCCGGAGGCGGUGCGAGCGCUGACCUGCACCCUGCUGAAGGAGGACUUUGGUUUGACCAUCGAGAUCCCUCUGGAGCGCCUCAUACCCACCGUCCCUCUGCGCCUCAACUACAUCCACUGGGUGGAAGACCUCAUCGACGGCCAGAAACAACCACGCAGAGGCAUCGACAUCGGCACAGGGGCAUCUUGUAUCUACCCCCUGCUGGGCGCCACAAUGAAUGGCUGGUACUUUCUCGCCACAGAGGUGGAUGACAUCUGCUUUGACUAUGCUACGAAAAACGUGGAGCAGAACAACCUGUCUGACCUCAUUAAAGUUGUCAAAGUUCCCCAGAAGACUUUACUGAUGGACGCCUUGAAAGAAGAGACAGAGAUCGUGUACGACUUCUGCAUGUGCAACCCUCCUUUUUUUGCCAACCAGCUAGAGGCUAAGGGAGUAAACUCCAGGAACUCACGGAGACCUCCUCCCAGUUCAGUGAACACAGGCGGGGUGACGGAGAUCAUGGCGGAGGGUGGUGAACUGGAGUUUGUCAAGAGGAUCAUUCAUGACAGCCUGCAGCUCAAGAAGCGCUUGCGGUGGUACAGCUGCAUGUUGGGGAAGAAAUGCAGCCUGACACCUUUAAAAGAGGAGCUGAGGAAGCAAGGGGUGCCCAAAGUGACCCACACAGAGUUCUACCAGGGACGCACCAUGCGGUGGGCACUGGCCUGGAGUUUCUAUGAUGAUGUUAUCGUUCCGUCUCCUCCCAGUAAGAAGCGUAAACUGGAGAAAGCACGGAAACCUCUGUCGUUCACACUUCCACAAGCUGGGCUGAAGGAGCUCCAGGCUAAGGCCUCUGCUAUCGGCAGCUCUGCCCGAGCCCCUGUGGACAGCAUCGCUGCUCUGCUGGAGAAGACUCUCACUGACCUGCGGGUGCUGCACAAACAUGUCCCCUGCAGAAAGCAGGAGCAGAGCCUCUUUCUGACGGCUGUGGAGAACACAUGGAUCCAUGGGCGGCAGAAACGACGCGAACAAAAGCGUCAAUUACGAGAGCUGCCCAGAGCACCUCACUGUGCUGCGACCAGCUCUCAAACCACUGAGGCCACAGCUGUUCCCACUACAAACCCAUCCUCUCAAAACCAGCCGUCCCCCACAGAAAACACCCAGGACGAUAACACUCAGGACAAAACUGCAGAGGAGAGCAAUGGGGCCUCUUCAAAUGAGACAAGUGUAGAACUAAUGCACAACGCAAGUGGAGAACAAAAAGAGGAAAUUGUAACAGGUAAAGACACAGAGUCUUCUGCCUGCACAGAAGCACCAGCCGCAGCAAGUGAACCACCCUUAAAGCGACCCCUGAGCCCGAGUGCAGUUGAACACUUCCUGUUUAAGUGUCUGGUGAACGUGAUGCUGGAGCAGAGUGAUGUGGUGGUUGAGAUGCACUGGGUAGAGGGUCAGAACAAAGACCUGAUGAACCAACUGUGCACUUACCUGAAGAACACACUUUUAAAGUCUGUUGCAAAGUCCUAAAUGGUUUAAAAAAAAAAAAAAAAAAAGACUCUUGGAAAUAAAAUUUUUAGAGAUUAUUUUCGAGUGCCUGUCUAUUUGGAAGUUUCCUUUUGGGUAGUUUAAAUGAUUAUACUUUACACAACUAUAAACAACUUUUGAGAAGAUAAACGGUUGAAUCCACUGUGACUCCUGGCGGUUUAUACCGUUAGGUAAUCACAACUAUGUGUUAACUGAGGUCAUGUCUAAUUUUCUUGUACUUGUCAGUGUACCUGUACAUUUUUGUGCUCAAAAGUUGUCAACAUUCGGAAUAAAUGUAUGUUUUGUGUAACAUG